AUGGCAUCGGCAAUCCUGUGUAUAGGUCCACGAACCGUGGUCCAACGUGGGACUCAUGUGUUGCUUACAAGACACUUCUCUAUCUCUGUGGGCCGCUGUGGCAUCAACAAAGUUGUCUCAUCGGCUGCAGAGGCUUUAAAGGACAUGAAACCAAAUACGACGGUUCUAUGCGGCGGCUUUGGUCUUUGUGGUGUCCCAGACACUCUCAUCAAUGAAGUCCUCAAUAAGCCUGAUGUCACCGGGCUCACAGCUGUUUCCAACAAUGCCGGGACUGACAACUUUGGGCUUGGGAAGCUCUUGAAAAGCAGACAAGUGCGCAAAAUGGUUGCAUCUUAUAUCGGAGAGAAUAAGACGUUCGAGAAGAUGUAUCUUACGGGCGACAUUGAACUGGAACUUACCCCUCAAGGCACUCUUGCAGAACGCUGCGCUGCUGGUGGUAAAGGUAUCCCGGCUUUCUAUACGCCUGCUGGCGUCGGAACCGUUGUUCAAAAUGGCGACCUCCCAUCUCGGAACAAAGCUAUUGGAUCUCCUGGCGAUGCCCAAUUUCCAGAUCCCAAGGACGUCAAGGUAUUCGAUGGCAAGCCAUAUCUGCUUGAACGCAGUAUCUCAGGAGACUAUGCCUUCGUGAAGGCGUUCAAGGCAGAUACACUAGGAAAUUGUCAGUUUCGUCUUGCAGCUCAAAACUUGAACGGUCCAAUGGGCCGCAAUGCUAAGAUGACAAUCGUUGAAGCCGAGCAUAUUGUUGAGCCCGGAGAGAUCUCCCCAGAGUCCGUUUAUCUACCGGGCAUUUAUGUAAAGCGAGUUAUCCAGAGCACUGCAGCGAAAGGGAUCGAGAAAUACACCUGGGACGAGCAAGACGUCAAGACCUUGGGUCAGGGUGAGGUUGCUGCAAAGCGAGAACGCAUCGUCAGACGAGCAGCGAAGGAGUUCAAGAAUGGGAUGUAUGCUAAUCUUGGAAUCGGCAUGCCUAUGCUGGCAGCCUCAUUCGUUGGACCUGAUGUUGAUGUCUAG
Fusarium musae is the source of this 1011-nucleotide messenger RNA. RefSeq lists its product as uncharacterized. Lineage: Eukaryota; Fungi; Ascomycota; Sordariomycetes; Hypocreales; Nectriaceae. The record is from RefSeq and is a predicted model, not a curated record. The transcript has 2 exons. Gene Ontology annotation, molecular function: succinyl-CoA:3-oxo-acid CoA-transferase activity. The coding region runs from base 1 to 1011 and encodes 336 amino acids.